UUUUAACCCAUGUGUUGAUCAAUGCUGCCAAGUCAUCUCUGAAUGGAUGGAUGGUGCUUCUGACGAAGCUUGACACAUCCGAUGGGCGAUUUCGGAUUGGCAGAGGAAGAUGCAGCUCUUGAAGCACUUUGUGGCAGCAUAGGCUUGGACCUCUUGCAGCGAGAGGGAUCGGACGCUGAAAAGCGAGACUGGUCUGUCCGAGUGAAAGCACAGCAAGAGGCCGCGCCACUGCCAAGGACCGAGGCUCGCAUGGAUGCAAGCACUCUCCAGCUUACUGAGAAGGCCUGGGAGCUCCGUCUGGCCGGGGACCGUUGCUUCAGUGAAAGCCACUUCACCCAGGCUGUCCGCAACUAUGAGUGGGCGAUGGACGUGCUGCGUCCUGUUCCUGUCGAACAUGCUGGACCCAGCAGGUGUGCUUUGCUGUUGAAGUUGGGCCGCUGUUUCUUGAAAUCCGAUCUCCGUCGGAACUUUUCUAUGGAUCCUCACAGAGCCCUGCGCUGCUGUGAGCAAGUGAAGGAGAAUGACCUUCAUGGAACCUGGCAGGCCGAAGCACAGUGUCUGAAAGAGGAGGCAUUUGCUCUACUUCCAGACGGCACAGGAGAGGCCAUGACCUUUGGCUACAGCAGUCAGGCUCCCAGGAAGACAGCCAUAAGUUCCAGGCAAAUCGAGCCUAAGAGGCGCAGCAAGAGCAAUAACACGGUCUAUUGCUUGGAGCUGAACUCGGUGCAAACCUUCAACAUGCUGGACACCACCCUCACUGACGACCUCUUCUUUGCGAUGGAUGCCAUCAAGGAAGACAGGAUGAGACGUGGAUAGAGAA
Messenger RNA from Durusdinium trenchii, 820 nucleotides. The record is from the annotation of a GenBank genome assembly. Lineage: Eukaryota; Dinophyceae; Suessiales; Symbiodiniaceae.